AUGCGAAGAAUGACAGCACUGUUCUUCGCCGCUUCAAGAUGCGCGAGACUCCAUACUUCACGUAGGCUCUACUCAGAGCCGAUCGUCAAAAUCGCCAAUGGCACGUUCUACCGCCAACAUCCAGAAUCGAAGCCAGCUCCAGGUCAGGACGCGCCUCCCAACCCGCCGCUGUUUCCGGAUCUGAGUUUGUCAUUGCCUUCGUUCUCGACACCGAACCAACAUUGGGCUAUCUUGAGUCCAUCCUCCAACAUCCGAACUGCAUUUCUUCAACUUCUUCGGGGCCAAUUUCUAUGUUUUCCACCAACAGCCCGGACAUACCCCUACCUCUUAUCCCCGGAAAUAACAGAGAAGAAUCCUAGGUUACGGUACCCCGACCAGGCCAUUGAGUAUGUUGGAUUCGAUGUUGAGCGCAAGGCUUUCGGUGGCGCAUACCUCUCUGCUCGCUACGAAAGCUUGAAAGAGGAGGGUGACUUCACACUGAAGCGGUACUUGACUGGCAUCGUGACUUUAAAUCCUGGCGAGGAAGAGUUGAAAGCCAAGUCUGUAGACGAGGAGGUCACAAGACAAGUCAUGAAGGAUCUGGAGUUGGAGAGAUUCUUGGACAAGCCUGUCAACAUGCUCAGUAAUGGGCAGAGUCGCAGAGCAAGGAUUGGGAAGGCACUCCUAACACGACCAGAAGUCCUGUGCCUAGACGCACCCUUCAUCGGACUGGAUCCAGUUGUAACACAGCACAUUUCUCGAGUUCUUCAUCGCCUUGCCGAAGCAAACUCGCCUAGGAUCGUACUGUCACUGCGACCUCAGGAUGUGAUACCCGAAUGGAUCACGCACAUUGUCUAUGCUGGUGAAGACGGAAAAGUUGACUCACUCGGGCCCAAGAAAGAAGUCUUCCAGUACUUAAAGCAGCAGUAUGAUGAUGCUGAGAAGUCAAUUCAGUCAACUUCAUCAAGCCGCGACUUCGAGACGAAUGGUGCCGAUGCUUCGGGGCCGUCAGAUGCACUAAGUCGAGAUGGCUACAAGAAGGUUGACGACACUCAAGUGCCAGUCGGUGAACCCAUCGUUGAAAUGCAAGGCGUGAACAUCAAGUACGGCGCCAACUCCGUGCUUGGAGAGUGGAAACAGAACGUCAACGGCGAAGAGAGAGAUGGCCUCUACUGGAACGUCCACCGCGGACAACGCUGGGGUAUCUUCGGCGCCAACGGCUCAGGAAAGACUACGCUUAUCAGUCUCGUCACUUCAGACCACCCACAAACAUACUCGGCACCAGUAAAGCUUUUCCAGCGGUCGCGUCUGCCUGAACCUGGCGUGCCUGGCAUUACAAUCUUCGAGAUCCAGGCUCGCAUGGGUCACGCCUCGCCGGAGGUCCACGCGCUUUUCCCCAAGCAUCUUACUCUUCGACGGGCACUCGAGUCUGCAUGGAGCGAGACGCCAAUUGUCAAAGCUCAUCUCGACGAAAACGCAACGCAGCGAGUGGAGGCAUGCUUACGCUGGUUCGAGCCUGAGCUCAACCGCCUACGCAAAGACGGCGAGACGUCAGGUGGUAGUCUUGAUUGGGCGUCGAAUGUUCUGUUCGGCGAGAGUUCGUAUUCCACACAACGCGUGCUCCUCUUCCUGCGCGCCAUGAUCCGGAACCCUGACAUCGUCAUCCUGGAUGAGGCAUUCAGCGGCAUGGACGAUCUGGCAAGAGAUAAGUGUCUGCUGUUCCUCAGUCGCGGUCAGUCCAUGGAGCUUCAUUACACAGAUGCUGGACACAGGCCCGUAGAGACAAAGGCAGAUCUGGUAGUCCCUGGACUGCAAGAUCACCAAGCGCUACUUUGUAUCAGUCAUAGCAGGCAAGAAGUGCCCGGGUGCAUAAGAGACUGGAUAUGCCUCCCCGAGCCCGGCACUGGACCUCCACGAUUCGGCAAGUUCGACGGGCCAGUCGAGAUGGGCAGGGAGAGGUGGAACGAGAUCUGGAAUUGGCCGUAGACAUCUCGCGAAUAGAAGUGCCCAUAUCCUCUGAUCCCAGUGCAUUGACCACUCUGCUAUCCAACCUAGCUCUUUCUCAUUGCCUGCAAUGUAUACUACCCAUUGUCCACCAUCUAUUGCCCGUCCCCAUUACCGUCCCCAUUGCCGUCACAUACACCAUCGUAGUCCCGUUCCCAUUGCAGUCCCAAUUCCAUCCCAAGAUACCCAUAACCGC
This is a messenger RNA of Macroventuria anomochaeta, 2179 nucleotides long. Its product is annotated as ABC transporter-like protein. Gene Ontology annotation, cellular component: mitochondrion. The transcript is spliced from 3 exons. The record is from RefSeq and is a predicted model, not a curated record. Gene Ontology annotation, molecular function: ATP hydrolysis activity; ATP binding. Lineage: Eukaryota; Fungi; Ascomycota; Dothideomycetes; Pleosporales; Didymellaceae. The coding region runs from base 1 to 1965 and encodes 654 amino acids.